This is a messenger RNA of Trichobilharzia szidati, 3741 nucleotides long. The record is from the annotation of a GenBank genome assembly. NCBI's taxonomy places the organism in Eukaryota, Metazoa, Platyhelminthes, Trematoda, Strigeidida, Schistosomatidae.
AUUUUGUUGUUAUUGUUGUUGUUGUUGUUGUUUAUGCGACCGACCGACUGUCAAUCACAAUGUUGAAUAGUACCUUUAAUCAAAGUGAUCACAAUAAUAGCCCUCAUCAAGAUCAUUCGGACCAUCAUCAUCAUCAGCGUCAUCAGCCGACAACAUCAACACUUCGAAAAAGAAGGCAUAAACAUAAAUUAACACAAAGGAAAAAAGCAUAUUGGAUUAAACAAUUGAAUCAUUAUCUCCGUUGUAUGGAUUAUCAUAAUAUUAGUGAUUAUUUACGUUUUCGUAAAAAUUUGAAGACAGCAGUAUCAUCAGGAAAUCCUCGUAUCGAUUUUAAAACAUUUCAUCAGUUGGAAAAUUAUUUCAUAAAACAUUAUAAUUAUUGUUGUUGUGGUAGUUCAGUGCGGGAGAAAAGGAGUAUGCGAAAUCAUGAUGAACCAUUGUCUGAUGACAGUAAUCCGGGAACCGGAACACGCCUUCUUAAUCAGUAUGUCAAUGCCUGGAAUGGUGGGAGGAUUGUCUGGGACAGCAAUUCUUCUUCGCAUGGUGAGUAUGAUGGUGACAAUUUGAAGGAACAUUUUAAACAGCUUGUUAAGCAGUCAAAUAGGAAAAAUGCGAACCAGAGUACCACCUACACUUCAGGUGAAGUUCACCCCGAAAAACUGCAGCAAUGUACAGAAGGAAUAGCUAACAGCAUCACCGAUGCUGAGCAGUCUUCAAAACUCCACUCUGAAGAAAUUGUUGACACUGUAAACGGUACAAAUAAGUCAACGAAGCUAGAAGUCCGACAGCCUGCCAGUCCAUCAAUCGACUUAACACAUGACAAUGUCAAAAGUUCAAUCAAUAGUACAUCACAUGACAGUGGAUUGGGCAAUUCAGGGCAUAUUAAUAUGAAUCUAACAAAUAUCGAUUCUUUCAAUAAAGAUACUUCUUACAGUAGUAGUACUGUGGUGAAUCAUAAUAAUACUAUUUGUAGUAAUAGUAUGAGUAAUACACGACAAGAAGAAUCUAUUCAUGAGUUGGCUUUAGAUUUAACUGUCAACAGAAUACCUGAUCAUAACUCAGUCGGUGGCAAGUCUGGAUCUCCUGAAGAUAGGAACGCGUUGAAUCGACGAGAUAUUACGCAAAAUCACUUUUAUCCCCCUCCUCCCUCUUAUCAUCAACAUCAUCAGUACCAUAACUAUCUCAAAGGAAUGACAAGAGAUCAAAUCCACUCAUCAACAGGUACCAUGGCAACAACAGUAGCCAUGACUACUGUCACUAACUCGAUUGAUUCUUAUGCAAAAAGCGGAUCUAUUGAGCCUUCGACUGCUAGUACUGCUGCUAUCAACAGUGAUAUUUGCCAUGAUUUACCCUUGUCGUCAUUGUAUCCCUAUCAACAAAUGCAAACAUCUUAUCCAACCAAAUCAAUGGAUUUGUUUACAGCUGCUGCUGCUGCCUAUGCAGCUGCGUCUUUAGGACAACCAUUUCGUAAUGAAGAUCACAAAAGUACUAUCGGUACUAGUGGUACUCUAUCCUCACCUCUUCCGCUUACUACGCCUAUGAAUCAUAUUCCACAAAUGAAUUCUUCAAUUUAUCCACCACAUCAACUACUUAAUACAAAUAUAAGUAGUAUUAGUAGUAGUACUGGUAAUAAUUGUAGUAAUGAUGAAAUGAAUCAAACAUUAAGCCAAUUUCCAGCCUUUCUUCAUUCAGCAAUAAUGACAAUGAUGAAAAAUGCAAAGUUACCACAUCCAGAUGACAGUUAUGCCUCGAAAGCAUUCAUGUCACCGUAUUCACAAACACUUUUAUCGAUUUUUAAUCAUUCAAAUUAUAAUUGGCCACCGAAAUCAUCUACACCUGUACCAGAUGAUCUAAGCAGUAACACUAUGAGGAAUAAUGAUCGCAAUAACGAUAAUAAUAAUAACAGUAAUAAUAAUUAUGACAAUGAGGCAUUGUGUAGACUUCAACAGUCCUACUGUCCUCCGCCGAAUUUACCUGUUCCUGGAGCUUUAUACAACCACAACCAUCUGCAACAACAACAACAACAACAACAGCAGCAACCCCAAGAACAACAAAUUCAUCCUUAUGACUAUCAUCGUCAACAUUAUCCACUCCAGUUGGGCAUGAACUCAGAGAACAUUGAUGAAGACUAUUUGAUGAAUGAAGAGAAUAUUGAUGAUGAAAUGCCCCCACUGGCAUCAUCACCAAGAUCUUCAUCAUCACCAUUCCCUCCACCGACUGUGGUACCAAAUUCCAGCGAAGGUGAACAUAAAAUGAAUUCAAAAGAAAAGUCCUCGACAUCUCAAAACCAUCAACAGUCUACAACACGAUCAUCACGUCCAUCUGAAGAUUAUCUGGAGCAGUUUAUGAAAAUUGAUCAAACACAAAAUAUUCUAUGGCGUCAGUUAGCUGAUCGAUUUCAGCGUACACUUGGGCCAAAUCAAUGUGGGGUUUGUAAUAAAGUGUUGAGUUGUCGUAGUGCGUUGACAAUGCAUUAUCGUGUACAUACAGAAGAACGUCCUUUUGUGUGUAUUAUUUGUGAUAAACGAUUUUCAACGAAAGGCAAUUUAAAAACCCAUUUAGGGCAACACCAUGAAACAAUCGAAGCAUAUCGAACCGCAGUGGCUAUAGCAAUGGCUACAGGUGGUACACUGCCUCGACCUCCACCAAUGUCCUCGUCUACAACAGUUUCACACGGGAAUCCUGUCUCUUUACCAUCGAUUGUUACUUCGAUAGCUGAGCAUAUUCCAGUCCCCACCUCUACCUCCACAACAUCCUCACUGGUGUCUGCCUCAGUAUCAUCCUCAUCAUCUACAACAAACUCAUUACUAUCCUCACCAAAAUCACAGUCAAAUUAUCCAGAUUUCAUGAAAAUUAAUCCCUUGGAUACGUCAUCCAAUAUACUAAAUCAGAAUACAUUUCCAUUGCCAUGGUUACCAACAGGAUUGAGCUCAAACUCACCUGUAUUCAAUUUUCAACCAAGACUAGAUUCAAAUGCGCUUGAUCAAAGAAGGAUUACUGGUAAAGAAGAGGAAGAAGAAAAAGACAAUUAUAAUUACUAUAAUCCAUAUGCCAAUAUUGACCAAUCAGAAUUGACGAAAAUCUCCACCAAUCAAAUUCCAAGAUGUCAUAAUAACGAAAAUCAUCCUAAUGAAGAUGACGGUAAUGCUGUUGCCGAAGCUAACGAUGAUGAUGAUGACGUUGAUGACGAUGAAUCUAUAUUAUCAGAUAUAAGACCAAAUUAUCGAAUGAAUCAGCAAUCCCCAGGACCGCUUAACUAUGGGCGUGAGACACCAGCUUUGUUGAAUGGUGUCAACACAUCCUCGCCAUCUUCAACAAGUCUGUCUAACACAUUCACUUCACAAUCUACUCAUAUCUCAUCUUCUGCUAUUAAAAAAGAUUUAUUCCUUGAAUAUACAUCAUCAAAUAAAUUUUUAUCAGUUGCUAACUGUCUGUAAAUUCCACCCAGCGAUACACCCACGCACUCACUCCCUACCUACCUCCCCUCUGUUAUUUUUCUUUCAUUGAAGAGGGAUUUUUUUCAUUAUUUGUUUCCGUCAUUUCUUUUUUCUCUCGUAUUCUUUCGCUUGCCUCAUUUAUACCUAAAUAAUAUGCUAUUAGUAAGUGUGUCAGUCUGCGCAAUGUUCCCCUAUCGCCGCCUAUAUCCCCUCCCCGUCACGUGCUUCUAAUUGUCCGGAUAUGAAAGGAAGUCAACAUUCCCAUCACACACACUCACAAACAGAGAUAAAUCUUAUUCACCUG